CACGUGCUGUUUUCAGGUACCUUACAACGUGAACCACUGGCUUGAGAAGAAUAAGGAUCCCCUGAACGACACCGUUGUCGACCAGUUCAAGCAUGGCCAGAACCAACUUCUGGUCGAUAUAUUUGAAGACCAUCCUGGUCUUAGUGGUGGUGACCAAGGUGGUGGUGGUGGUGGAAAAGGACGUAAGAAAGGUUCUGGUUUUCAGACUGUCUCUGGCUUAUACAGGGAACAGUUGAACAAGCUGAUGACCACUCUCCGAGCCACCCAGCCCCACUUUGUCCGGUGCAUCAUUCCGAAUGAAACUAAAUCUCCAGGUGUGAUUGAUUCCCAUUUGGUGAUGCACCAGCUGACCUGUAACGGCGUACUGGAAGGUAUCCGUAUCUGCAGGAAGGGAUUUCCUAACAGGAUGAUUUACCCUGACUUCAAACACAGAUAUACAAUCUUGGCUCCAAACGCAGUACCCAAAGGAUCUUUCGUUGACGCAAAAAACGCAACAGAGAAAGUGUUAGAAGCCAUUCAGCUCGAGGCGAACGAUUUUCGAUUAGGUCACACCAAGGUGUUUUUCCGCGCUGGUGUGUUGGGCCGACUGGAAGAAAUGCGUGAUGAACGUUUAGGUAAGAUUAUCACUUGGCUCCAGAGCUGGAUCCGAUGGUAUCAGUGUAAGAAGGAAUUCAAGAAACUAAAAGAACAGAGAAUUGCUCUGCUUAUCAUUCAGAGGAACCUCCGUAAAUUUCUGCAACUUCGUAACUGGCUGUGGUGGAAACUUUACUCCAAGGAGCUGAAUGAACGGCUCGCAGAACAAGAAAAUACAUCAUCCCAGCUGAACCAAAACAAGAAGAAACUUGAGGGAGAUGUUUCUUCUCUGAAGAAAGAAAUUGAAGACCUACAACUCGCUCUGCAGAAAGCUGAACAAGACAAGGCGACCAAAGACCACCAAAUCCGAAACCUGAAUGACGAAAUCGCUCACCAGGAUGAACUAAUUAAUAAACUAAAUAAGGAAAAGAAACAUUUACAGGAAGUUAACCAGAAAACAGCGGAAGAUCUGCAGGGUUCAGAGGACAAAGUGAAUCACCUCAACAAAGUCAAGACUAAACUCGAACAGACCCUUGAUGAGCUUGAAGACAACCUGGAGAGGGAGAAGAAGCUCAGGGGGGAUGUGGAGAAGAACAAGAGGAAGGUGGAAGGUGACCUCAAACUUGCACAGGAAGCUGUGGCUGACUUGGAGAAGAACAAGAAAGAAAUGGAGCAGGCUCUCCAAAGGUUUGUAUUCUGGAACAGUUCCCCUCAUAAUCACGAAAAGAAUUACCGGUACAAGUUUAAUUUAUGGUUUGCUGUUUUUUUUUCUUCCAAACAGGCCAGGAUUGAAGAAUUAGAGGAAGAACUCGAGGCCGAAAGACAAGCUAGGGCAAAGGCUGAGAAGCAGAGGGCAGAUCUCAGUCGCGAACUAGAGGAACUCAGCGAACGUUUGGAUGAAGCUGGUGGCGCCACCUCUGCUCAGAUUGAACUUAAUAAGAAGCGGGAAGCGGAGCUUGCUAAGCUGAAACGGGAUCUGGAAGAGUCCAGCGUCCAGCACGAACAAGUCCUCUCGAACUUGAGAAAGAAACACAAUGAUGCUGUGGCCGAACUUAGCGAACAGAUAGACCACCUGAACAAGCAGAAAGCCAAAACUGAGAAAGAGAAGGCACAGAUGAAGGGCGAGUUGGAUGACAUGAGGUCAAGUCUCGAUCAUGUGAAUAAGGAAAAGGCAAAUUCCGAAAAGAACACAAAACAGCUGGAAGUCCAACUCAUGGACGCCCAGCACAAACUGGACGAAGUCCACCGAUCUCUGGGAGAUUUCGAUUCAAACAAGAAGAAACUUAUUGCUGAGUGUGGCGAUCUCCAGAAGCAGCUCGAAGAAUCAGAAUCUCAGGUUAACCAGCUGAGCAAGCUUAAGAUGUCCCUCCAAACCCAGCUGGAGGAGGCCAGGAGAACAGCGGACGAGGAAAGCAGGGAACGUGCUGCAGUUUUGGGUAAAUAUAGGAACCUGGAACACGAGUUAGACGGACUUAAGGAGCAGUUGGAAGAAGAGCAGGAGUCCAAGAACGAUCUCCAGAGACAGUUGAGUAAGGCUAACGCCGAAGUCCAACAAUGGAGAAACAAGUUUGAAAGUGAAGGUCUUGCUCGGGUGGAGGAGUUGGAGGAUGCUAAAAACAAACUGCAAGCAAAGCUACAAGAAGCUGAAGAGCAUAUCCAACAACUUAACGUAAAGUGUGGUGGUCUAGAGAAGGCCAAAUCUCGCCUCCAAGGGGAGAUUGAGGAUAUGUCCAUUGAGGUUGAAAGGGCUAACAGUCUAGCUGCCACGUUAGAGAAGAAACAGAAGUCCUUCGACAAAACGAUAGCAGAGUGGAAGCAGAAGGUGGACGAUCUCUCUGCAGAGUUGGAUGCUUCCCAAAGGGAGUGCAGAGACUACUCCACGGAACUCUUCAAGAUGAGAGCUUCGUAUGAAGAGGGUCAGGAACAGUACGAGGCUGUGAAGAGAGAGAACAAGAACUUGCAAGAUGAAAUCAAGGACCUUGUUGACCAACUUGGCGAGGGAGGAAGGAGCGUUCACGAGCUUGAGAAAUCCAGGAAGAGGCUGGAGAUGGAGAAGGAGGAACUCCAGGCAGCUCUGGAAGAGGCUGAAGCUGCUUUGGAACAGGAAGAGAACAAGGUGCUUCGUGCCCAACUCGAACUUUCUCAGGUCCGGCAGGAGAUUGACCGCAGGAUUCAGGACAAAGAGGAAGAAUUUGAAAACACAAGGAAGAAUCAUCAGAGAGCCAUUGACUCCAUGCAAGCCAGUCUGGAAGCCGAAUCCAGAGGCAAAGCUGAGGCCUUGCGCAUGAAGAAAAAGUUAGAGAGCGACAUCAAUGAGCUGGAGAUUGCUCUUGACCACGCUAACAAGGCCAACGCUGAAGCUCAGAAGAACAUCAAGAGGUACCAACAGCAGAUCAAAGAACUCCAGCAAGCAGUGGAGGAAGAACAGAAAGGACGCGACGAAGCUAGAGAACAAUACGCCAUGGCAGAAAGACGCAGCCACGCCCUCCAUGGUGAACUGGAGGAAAGCAGACAGCUCUUGGAACAGGCUGACCGUGCUAGACGUUCAGCAGAAACCGAGCUUGCUGACUCUCAUGAACAGAUGAACGAAUUGUCUGCUAAUUCUGCUUCUUUGUCGAUGGCCAAGCGAAAACUGGAGGGAGAGAUGCAGGCACUGCAGGUUAGAGACUUCAAUAUCUUCACUUUUAAACAAUUCAAGAAAAU
This is a messenger RNA of Limulus polyphemus (Atlantic horseshoe crab), 3276 nucleotides long. Its product is annotated as myosin heavy chain, muscle-like. Lineage: Eukaryota; Metazoa; Arthropoda; Merostomata; Xiphosura; Limulidae. The annotation marks the transcript as partial. The record is from RefSeq and is a predicted model, not a curated record. The transcript has 22 exons. Gene Ontology annotation, cellular component: myosin complex. Gene Ontology annotation, molecular function: ATP binding; cytoskeletal motor activity.